Molecule: messenger RNA, 456 nt
Organism: Cyphellophora attinorum
Lineage: Eukaryota; Fungi; Ascomycota; Eurotiomycetes; Chaetothyriales; Cyphellophoraceae
Exons: 1
Coding region: 1-456 (151 amino acids)
Source: RefSeq, a predicted model, not a curated record
AUGUCGGCGACUAUCACUACUGAGGUCGCACCUCCAGAAAUCAGAAUUGUCGAAGCCAUCCUAGAAGAACCUGCCACAGCACACUUGGCUCGUACCGGCGCAGCCCUUGAUCCGCCGGGCUUGCCUAGGUCGACCGCAGCGGCCGCAACACGCGAACACAAUCCCUCUUGGUGGCCUACGGACCAUCGGCGAAUCCCAGAUUAUCGGUCGGCAGGCUAUCAUCCUGAAUGGGACAGACUCACCAGUAGCACACGAGAAGCCGUCAUGGUGACAAUGAUGUUUCGAGGAUGCGAGAUUUUACGGGUGAGUCUUGGGCUGAAAGACCUGUCAGAUGGCAAGACACUGGCUGACUUGGUGCUCUUUAGUUUCUGGAAGGCAUGCCGAGGUGGUUGGGAUUGGACUACAAUUAUUGGCACUAUCGAGUCGCCGGAGAGUGGUGACUGUCCAUCAGCAUAG